Messenger RNA from Syngnathoides biaculeatus (alligator pipefish), 5580 nucleotides. RefSeq names its product F-actin-uncapping protein LRRC16A-like. Gene Ontology annotation, cellular component: lamellipodium; plasma membrane. The record is from RefSeq and is a predicted model, not a curated record. Bases 546 to 4721 code for a protein of 1391 amino acids. Gene Ontology annotation, molecular function: protein binding. Lineage: Eukaryota; Metazoa; Chordata; Actinopteri; Syngnathiformes; Syngnathidae. The transcript has 39 exons. Gene Ontology annotation, biological process: cell migration; regulation of Arp2/3 complex-mediated actin nucleation.
GCGAAGAAGCAGACAUGUCUACAUUUUGUUUAUUGGGGGGGGUAAUUUGCAAGCGACAACUUUUGCGUUUCAGCACAUUAUUCGAUAGUUAAACGUCUUCGGUGUGCGUCGCGGACGUAAAGUUUAGCCGGGGUCUCUUCCUUCGAGUGGUCGUAGCGCGCUCGCCGCUCAUUAUUAUCAGCCUGGCAGCAAGCAGCGGCAGCGCCGCCGCCACCCCUUUGCCACGCCGCUCUUACCGGCCUGGGAGGGGCUCGGGUUCCCGGUGUCUACCAUUGGCUGCCGCGGAACGAGCAGCGACAGCAGCGAGACGGCGAGAGAGCAUGUUGUCCCGCCGUGCCUCCUCCGGAGAUUCGCUCCAAACGGGCUCGUCGCCGGCGUGCCUUCGCCCCUUCCGGAUCACGUCAUCUUAAAGCGGCUUGACUCACAAAGCGAUGCUCGCCGCCGCCGAGCCGCACCGACACAUUGGCCGGACGCUGCGGGGCCAGAGGAACAUAAAACCCCGAAAGGUCAGCGUCGUGUCGUCCGGAUAGUUAAGCGUGGCCAAAAUGAGCGAGGACGUGUCAGAGGUCCCCAAAGAGCUCGUGGAGAGUGUGCGGGAUGCAGUCGGGAGGAAAGUGAAGCUGUCACUGAGGAAGAGAGUCAAACUGGAGAUCAAAGGAGACAAGACGGAGAACCGAGUCUUGGCUCUUGCGUCCCACCGAAUUUACCUCCUGACAGCGCGCAUUCCCACCAAGGUUGAACACUCCUUUAACUACCUGGAGAUCCAGGGCAUUGCCUGUAACAAGCCAACACAGCUGUUUAUAGAAUAUGAGCGGGGCUACUUCUCAUUGAAGCUGCUCUCCACUGAAGAGGUCAACGAGGUGGUUGCGCAUGUCGGAAACUGCUUGCUCAGAAUAUGUCCAGGUCUUCCUCCCAGUAAAGCAAUGAAGAAGCUCAGCAUGGAGCCGGCAGACAGACUGACCUCGCUGCAGACGUUGUGGGAGAACAACAAACCCGCAGACCCGGGACCGUGUGGUGGCUUUUCUCAGAUGUACAAGUGUGUUUGCGACUGGCUCUCGCUGCCAUACAGAGAAGAAGUUCAGUGGGAUGUUGACACCAUUUAUUUGACACAAGACACCAGGGAGCUUAACUUGCAGGACUUCAGCCAUUUAGAGAACAGAGACUUGGUGGCUAUAAUUGCAGUCCUGGAGUUCAACCAGUGGUUCACCAAGCUCGCCACUAAGGACUACAAGCUGUCUGCAGAUGUUUGUGAGCAGAUCCUCAGAGUGGUUUCUCGCUCCAGUCGACUCGAGGAGCUGGUGCUUGAUAGCGCAGGACUCAAAACUGAUUUUGCCCAGAAACUAGCUGCUGCCCUUGCACACAACCCCAGCUCAGGACUCACUGCCAUCAAUCUUGCCAACAACCCACUCGAGGAUAGAGGUAUUUCCUCACUUGCUGCUCAGUUCGCCAAACUUCGUAUUGGGCUCAAGCACGUAAACUUCUCCAAAACCUCAGUGUCACCCAAAGGGGUGAACAGCCUUUGUCAGUCACUGAGUGCCAACCCGUCCAUCCCCAGCAGCCUCGUCCAUCUGGACCUCUCAGGGAACAUCCUCAGAGGGGACGACAUGCAGCAUUUCUACAAUUUCUUGAGUCAGCCCAACCGAUUGGCAACCCUUGAUCUCUCCAACACGGACUGCUCAUUGGAUCAAGUUUGUUCUGCUCUCUUACGAGGCUCGGCCCAGCAUCUGUCUGUCCUUAAUGUCUCAAAGAGCGUCUUUCCUCACAGGAAAGGCAAGGAGGUGCCACCGUCAUUCAAGCACUUCUUCAGCAGCGCCAUGUCCCUCAGCUCCAUCAAUGUGUCAGGAACAAAACUGGCACCGGAUGUCCUCAAAGCUCUGCUGCUUGGUCUGGCCAGUAACCCCAAUAUAAAGGAUGUGUCUUUAGACCUCAGCUGUUGUGAGUUGCGUUCUGGAGGGUCACAGAUACUUGAAGGCUGCAUUGCUGAGAUUCCAAAUAUCUCCAGCCUGGAUAUCUCUGACAAUAGUCUGGACUCUGAUCUUUCGACUUUGCUUAUUUGGUUGGCUAAAAACCGAUCGAUAAGGCAUUUGUCUCUAGGCAAGAACUUCAACAACAUCAAGUCCAAAAACCUAGCCCCAGUGUUGGACAGUCUGGUUCACAUGAUCCAGGAGGAAGAGUCACCGCUCACCUCUUUGUCACUGGCCGACUCCCGACUGAAGAGCGACCUGACCAUCAUUCUGAACGCGCUCGGCAGCAACACGUCGCUCACCAGGCUCGACAUCAGCGGCAACGCGAUGGGCGACAUGGGUGCCAAGAUGCUGGCAAAGGCGCUGCAGAUUAACUCGAAACUCAGGACGGUGAUCUGGGAUAAAAACAACACCGGUCCUCAGGGUCUACAGGAUGUUGCAACAGCUCUGGAGAAGAACUUCACAAUCCGUUUCAUGCCCAUCCCCAUCAUUGACGCCUCUCAGGCGCUCAAGGCCAGUCCAGAGAAGACCGAGGACGCCUUGCUCAAGAUUGAAAACUAUCUGUACAGAAAUCACGAAACCAGGAAAUACCAACAAGAACAGGCCUAUCGCCUUCAACAGGGCAUUGUGACCACAACCACGCAGCAGAUGAUGGACAGGAUUUGCGUGAAGGUGCAGGACCACCUGAACUCUCUGAGAAACUCCGAGACUGACGCCAUCCUUGAAGACGUCAGAUCUGCUGAAAGCCUCAUCAAAGACGCAAAGAACUCGAAAACGCUCCUCCCAAACCUGUACCACCUGGGCUCGACUUCGAGAGAGGAGGUGCACCGCGCCUCUGCGGGCCCCAUACAGGAGAAAUUGGAGUCCAUGGCGGGCGAGGUGACGUCUGUCAUGGACCAACAGCUGCAGAGCCUGUUGGAAUCUAUGAUGGACGCAGCGGAGUCUCUGUGUCCGCAUGUGAUGAAAAGGUGUAACCUGCGCUCCGACCUCAUCAAGGCCAGCUCGACCAAGAUGGUCGUCCCCAAGAGUUUUGUCACCAAAACUCUCCUGGAGCAGUCUGGUAUUGACAUCAUUAAUAAGAUCAGUGAGGUCAAGCUGGGCCUUGCCUCCUUCCUGUCCGACCGUAUCGUCGACGAGAUUUUGGAGGCUCUGUCCACUUCGCAACACACUUUGGCAGACCAUCUCGUGCGGAGAGGGCGCCCCCUGGUGCAGCAGGAGUCGGUCGACCUGGACGUUCCCGAGGAGAGGAUUCCUAAACGGGCAUCCACUGAGAUCCUUGAGGGCGAGCGGCUGGACGAACUGGAGUCGUGCAUGAUGACCCCAAAGACAAAGAGGAAAAGCAUCCAUAGUAGAAUGCUGAGGCCCGUGUCUCGUGCCUUUGAAAUGGAGUUUGACCUGGACAAAGCGUUGGAGGACGUGCCGGUGCACGUGGAGGACACGCCGCCGCCGCCCCCCCCGUCGCACUCUUCUCCAGCUCCUUCUCAGCCCUCGGCCAAAGCGGAGCCGCGUCUGCCCGGGGGCAUGUUGGAGCUUCCCUCCGAGGAGGAGAAGAAGCUGCAGCACUUCACAAAACUAAGACCCCGCAGGAACAAGAAGACGCACUCCAGCAAAAUACCACAAAUGAACAACGCCCCACCUCAGGAUGGGGAGCAGAACGGCCUGAUGGGACGAGUGGAUGAGGGGGUGGAUGAAUUCUUCUCCAAAAAAGUCACAAAGAUGGAUUCAAAACGUUCCAUGAAGGGCUCCGAAUCUCACGAUGGGGAGAAGAAGAAGAGCAAAGGAGGCUUCCUCAACCUCAUCAAACGUUCUUCCAAAUCGGAUAAAUCGGACAAGUUGGAAAAAUUGGAGAAAAAUCAGGUGACCCCUUCGUCCUCGGCUACGUCUUCAGCGUCUUUAGCGUCCGUUUCCAGCAUCGCGGAGGAGCCCGCCUCGCCAAAGUCGACAGUCAAAAGUCCAGCACCGGAGCCAAAGUCCAGAGACUCGUCCAGUCGCUCACAGCCGGCAGACUACAGCAGCGGCUCGGAACGCUCGGAAGAGCUGAGGACGCCCGACUCCAUAGACGAGCCGUGGGAGGGCUCCGACGGGCGAGGGAGUCCCCAGGGAGGCCGGCGCUACCCGGGCAUGCAAAUGAUGGGUGGCGGGCUCCUGGCGGAGAUGAAGGCCAAGCAGGAGAGGAGAGCGCAUAAGUCCUCCAGCCCUGACAGACCCGACAGCAACGCCACCGGUUCACCAGAGAAGAGCUCGGCUCGCGUUGAAACAAAGCCCGAUCCCGCCCCUCGCACCCGUGUCCUGUCCUCCUCGGGCGCUCCCGGGGGGCCGGUCAGCCCUAAACCGGCCAUGCCCCUCGGAACAAAGCCCGCCCUGUCCUCCCGGCCCUCCCUGCCUCAGAAGCCGAGGACCGGCAGCGGUCGGAGCAUAGAUGAGAGCACGGACACCAGCAACGGCGGGGGGCCGGGGGGGCUGUCUCCCAAAGUGACAGCUCUCCCGUCGCUAAAGAAGGUGCUGGCAGAGAAAGACAAGGAGGGCCACAACAGUCUGCAGCCGGGAGGUUCUGCCAAUAAACCCACUCAGGAAGGGAGGAAAGCGUCCACGUCCGCGUCCGACCCCAGCCAGCGCUCCAGCCACCAGCGCAGCAACUCGGACGACCACGGCCCCUUGAGGCCCAAGGGACCGUCUCCGAAUCCGGACAAGGACAAAGCCGGCAAAAAACCUUCCAAUCCUGGGGAGGAAGCCGACAAAGAAAUUAUUUUAAUAUAAAUGCAUGGCAUUUAAAUGCAAAAAAAAAAAAAUGAACCCAUGUUGUUUCAUUUGAAAACGACUCAAAUGGGCAAUAUAAGGAAUACUUAUUUAUAACUUGUACACUAAGAGUACAAGUGACGUAAUACCUGUUGCCUGUUAAUAGGUAUCGUCAUGUUUUUUUUUUCCUCUCUCUCUCUUUCUGAUGUCACCUACUAAACCAAACACUAAGAGCUUCCCUAAUCGUACAGAAAUAUUUCUUUCAAUCCGGUACUUCAAAGUGUUCCCGAGCGCUCACUCGGGUGAUGAAUCGUGCGAGCUGACUGAUUAAAACCACUAAAGAGGAGGCAGGAACUCGCUUCCGGUGGAACGGCAAGCGUGGGCUCGGAACUCUCAAGCGAGGCUGUGAAAAAUGACUGAUGAUGAUGAUGAUGAUAAUCGCAUAUGCUUUUUCUCGCAGUAGCUUGUCUCCAGGGACCAAACCCGAUUAAUUUUAAGAACACCACUUACCAGUAUCCUGUACUUGAAGUUUACCGUAGUUAGUACCGGCCUCAGCGGCGUUCUCCUUUCUUUGAUACUUCAAUCUGUCUGGCCUAAAAUAUGUAUCCUGCUCCCAUUAUGCAACUGAUCUUUUUUUUUUUUUUUACAGGACAAUGCAGGUUCUAGCUGAGCAUCUCGGCUCACUGGCGAAUCACAGCAAUGUAGCUUACCCGUACGGAACAAUCCGCGCUCAUCCGGGUCGUCGCCGGUGAGGUUUUUCGAAACGCUCUUUGCGGUUCAAAUGAGCUUUCUAUCGACAAAGGCUUCAGCACUGUUAACUAACGAGCAUUCACGCACUGUGGGCGGAACGAAUAAUUUUGUUACCCUUUAACUGCGGGGG